Molecule: messenger RNA, 3773 nt
Organism: Charadrius vociferus (killdeer)
Lineage: Eukaryota; Metazoa; Chordata; Aves; Charadriiformes; Charadriidae
Gene: PTPRU
Product: protein tyrosine phosphatase, receptor type, U
Biological process (GO): protein dephosphorylation
Cellular component (GO): membrane
Molecular function (GO): protein binding; protein tyrosine phosphatase activity
Source: RefSeq, a predicted model, not a curated record
CUGGCUGCACUUUCGAGGAGGACGGUGACCCGAACCAGUGUGAGUACAGCCAGGGCGAGGACGAUGACUUCGGGUGGGAGCUCGUCCGCAGCUAUAUGAUGCCACACCUGACGGCUGACCUGCCUCACGGCUCCUACCUGAUGGUGAACUCCUCGCAGCACGCCCCGGGCCAGAAAGCUCACCUGCUUUUCCAGGCGCUGAGCGAGAAUGACCCCCAUUGCCUCCAGUUCAGCUACUUCAUGUACAGCCGGGACGGCCACAGCCCCGGCACCCUCAGCGCCUACGUCCGGGUGACGGGGGGCCCCGUGGGCAGCGCCGUCUGGAACGCCUCCGGCUCCCACGGCCGCCAGUGGCACCAGGCGGAGUUGGCCGUCAGUUUGUUCUGGCCCAGCGAGUACCAGGUCCUCUUCGAGGCGGUGGUCUCCAGCGAGCGCAGGGGUUAUCUUGGCUUGGAUGACAUUUUGCUUUUGAAUUAUCCGUGCUCGAAAGCUCCUCAUUUCUCCCGCCUGGGCGAUGUGGAGGUCAACGCGGGGCAGAACGCCACCUUCCAGUGCGUGGCAGCCGGCAAGGCCGCCGAGGCCGAGCGGUUCCUCAUGCAGAGGCAGAGCGGUGAGGUGGUCCCUGCUGCCUCCGUGAAACACAUCAGCCACCGGCGCUUCCUGGCCACCUUCCAGCUGGACGAGGUGUCCAAGGAGGAACAGGACCUCUACCGCUGCGUCACCCAGUCCAGCCGCGGCUCAGGCGUCUCCAACUUCGCCGAACUCAUCGUGAAAGAGCCCCCCACUCCCAUCGCGCCCCCCCAGCUGCUCCGCGCCGGCUCCACCUACCUCAUCAUCCAGCUCAACACCAACUCCAUCAUCGGCGACGGCCCCAUCGUGCGCAAGGAGAUCGAGUACCGCAUGACUUCGGGGCCCUGGUCGGAGGUCCACGCUGUCAACAUGCAGACCUACAAGCUUUGGCACUUGGAUCCGGACACGGAGUACGAGAUCAGCGUCCUGCUCACACGGCCCGGCGAGGGGGGCACCGGCAAACCGGGGCCACCCCUCAUCAGCCGCACCAAGUGUGCAGAGCCCAUGCGGGCCCCCAAAGGCCUGGCUUUCUCCGAAAUCCAAUCCAGGCAGCUGACAUUGCAGUGGGAGCCGCUGGGUUACAACCUGACCCGCUGUCACACUUACACCGUCUCGCUCUGCUACCGCUAUUUCGUGGGCGCCGGCCACAACCAAACCUUCCGCGAGUGCGUGAAGAUGGAGCGGAACACCAACCGCUACACCAUCAAAAACCUGCUGCCCUACAAGAACAUCCACGUCAAGCUCAUCCUCUCCAACCCCGAGGGUCGCAAGGAGGGCAAGGAGGUGGUAUUCCAGACGGAUGAGGAUGUGCCUGGCGGCAUCGCCUCGGAGUCCCUUACCUUCACCCCGCUGGAGGACAUGAUAUUUCUGAAGUGGGAGGAACCGGUGGAGCCCAACGGCCUCAUCACACAGUACGAGAUCAGCUAUCAGAGCAUCGAGUCCUCCGACCCGGCGGUCAAUGUGCCCGGCCCACGACGUACCGUCUCCAAGCUACGCAACGAGACCUACCACGUCUUCUCCAACCUCCACCCCGGCACCACCUACCUCUUCUCAGUCCGGGCCCGCACCGGCAAGGGCUUCGGCCAGACGGCGCUCACCGAGAUCACCACCAACAUCUCUGCUCCCACCUUCGACUACGGGGACAUGCCGUCGCCGCUGAGCGAGUCGGAGAGCACCAUCACGGUGCUGCUGCGGCCGGCGCAGGGCAGAGGGGCUCCCAUCAGCACCUACCAGGUCAUCGUAGAAGAAGACCGGCCCAAGAAGCUCAAGCGGGAGCUGGGUGGGCAGGAGUGCUUCCCGGUGCCGCUCACCUUCGACGAUGCCGUGUCCCCUGGCUCCGUGCACUACUUUGGGGCCGAGCUGCCCGCCAGCAGCCUCACCGAAGCCAAACCCUUCACCGUGGGGGACAACCAGACCUACAGCGGCUAAACGAAACCCCCCCCGGCGCCAACGUAUCUCUUCUACUUCCAAGCCAUGAGCAACCUCAAAGGGGAAACCCGGCUGAACUGCGUCCGGAUCGCCCGCAAAGCUGCCUGCAAAGAGAGCAAGCGUCCCCUGGAGGUGUCGCAGCACUCGGAGGAGAUGGGUCUGAUCCUGGGGAUCUGCGCCGGAGGGCUCAUCGUCCUGAUUAUCCUCCUGGGAGCCAUCAUCAUCGUCAUUCGGAAAGGGAGGAACUACUAUUCUUAUUCCUAUUACCCAAAACCCGUCAACAUGACCAAAGCCACCAUUAACUACCGCCACGAGAAGACACACAUGAUGAGCGCCAUUGACAGGAGCUUCACUGACCAGAGCACACUGCAGGAGGACGAGCGCUUGGGGCUCUCCUUCAUGGACACCCACAACUACGGCAACCGGGGCGACCAGCGCAGCAGCGUGGUCAACGAGUCCAGCAGCCUGCUGGGGGGCUCCCCUCGCCGCCAGUGCGGCCGCAAAGGGUCCCCAUAUCACACUGGGCAGCUCCAUCCCGCUGUCCGGGUGGCGGAUCUCCUCCAGCAUAUCAACCAGAUGAAGACGGCAGAAGGCUACGGCUUCAAGCAGGAGUACGAGAGUUUCUUUGAAGGCUGGGAUGCUUCGAAGAAGAAAGACAAGACCAAAGGGAGACAGGAUCACAUAUCGACAUAUGACCGUCACCGAGUGAAGCUGCACCCGCUGUUGGGCGAUCCCAACUCGGACUACAUCAACGCCAACUACAUUGACGGCUACCACAGGUCCAACCACUUCAUAGCCACGCAAGGGCCCAAGCAGGAGAUGGUGUAUGACUUCUGGCGCAUGGUGUGGCAGGAGCACUGUUCCAGCAUUGUGAUGAUAACCAAACUGGUGGAGGUGGGCCGGGUGAAAUGCUCCAAAUACUGGCCGGAUGACUCCGAGAUGUACGGGGACAUCAAGAUCACUCUGGUGAAGUCAGAGACGCUGGCCGAGUACGCUGUCCGCACCUUCGCUCUGGAGAGGCGGGGCUACUCAGCCCGGCACGAGGUGAAGCAGUUCCACUUCACGUCGUGGCCCGAGCACGGCGUCCCCUACCACGCCACGGGGCUGCUGGCCUUCAUCCGCAGGGUGAAGGCGUCCACGCCGCCCGAUGCCGGCCCCAUCGUUAUCCACUGCAGUGCCGGCACGGGGAGAACUGGCUGCUAUAUCGUCCUGGACGUGAUGUUGGACAUGGCUGAGUGCGAGGGUGUCGUGGACAUCUACAACUGCGUGAAGACCCUGUGCUCGCGGAGGAUCAACAUGAUACAGACGGAGGAGCAGUACGUCUUCAUUCAUGACGCCAUCCUGGAAGCCUGCCUGUGCGGGGAGACCAGCAUCCCCGCCAACGAGUUCAAGCCCACCUACAAGGAGAUGAUGAGGAUAGAGCCACAGAGCAACUCCUCACAGCUGCGGGAAGAGUUUCAGACCCUGAACUCGGUGACUCCCCACUUGGACGUGGAGGAGUGCAGCAUUGCCCUCCUGCCCCGCAACCGGGAGAGGAACCGCAGCAUGGACGUCCUGCCACCCGACCGAUGCCUUCCCUUCCUCAUCUCCGUGGACGGAGACAGCAACAACUACAUCAACGCGGCCUUAACCGAUAGCUACACCAAGAGCGCUGCCUUCAUCGUCACCCUGCACCCGCUGCAGAACACCACCACCGACUUCUGGCGGUUGGUGUAUGACUACGGCUGCACAUCCAUCGUCAUGCUCAACCAGCUCAACCAGUCCAACUCCGCCUGG